AGCCCCAGCAGGGGAUGCUCUUGGCCUCGAGGGCUGGGACGCAAGACCAGAGUCGGAGGACUGAGCGGGAUGCCACUAGUUGGUCUAAAGGGAAGCUCAGAGAACUCCUGGUUGGCAUUGCUAUGGAGAUCCAGGCUGGCUGCUGUGUCAUCAGUGAGCUGAAGCAGGUGGAAGGUGAGGCUUCUUGUAGCAACCGCAAAGGAAAGCUUAUUUUCUUCUAUGAGUGGAACAUCAAGUUGGCUUGGAAAGGUACAGUUAAGGAAUCUUGUGUGAAGCACAAAGGAUUGAUUGAAGUACCUUCUGCUAAAGAUGCUGGGCAUUUGGAAUGAAACAUGAGUAAAAAGAAGGGGGAUGGGGAUAUACUGAAGGAUCUUGUGAAAACUACAGGCGCCACCAAGGUCAGGGAGGCCCUUGGAAAGUACCUGAAGGCACUGAAGACAGAAUUUACAACAGGAAAUUUACCAACAAAAGCUGUAGCCUCACCUCCAGUAACACUGGGUAUAAGGAUUCCCAUCAUGGCUCUGCACUUGAUGGAAGUAUUAACAGUAGAGCAACUGUACAGUAUCUUCAUUGUGAAAGAUUUGGUGCAGGAAGUUUGCAAAUCUCCUGCUGUAUUAGAAGCUGAAAAAGGUGGGAAAUUCCAUAUGUUUGAUGGGAACAUCACUGGUGAAUAUGUAGAAUUGGUAAUCAACAAAUAGAUCAUCGUGAAAUGGAGAUGUAAGAACUGGCCAGAAGAACACUAUGCAACAGUUGCACUGAAUUUUGUGCCUACUGUAGGGCAAACAGAAUUACAAUUGGACUGUAAAGGAGUUCCUGUCUGUAAAGAAGAAAACACGAAAUCCUGUUGGCAGAAGCAGCAUUUUGGAGAAAUAAAAGGUUUACCACUGACCACCCUAAAUGCUUGA
Molecule: messenger RNA, 905 nt
Organism: Jaculus jaculus (lesser Egyptian jerboa)
Lineage: Eukaryota; Metazoa; Chordata; Mammalia; Rodentia; Dipodidae
Gene: Ahsa2p
Product: activator of HSP90 ATPase homolog 2
Biological process (GO): protein folding; positive regulation of ATP-dependent activity
Cellular component (GO): cytosol
Molecular function (GO): protein-folding chaperone binding; ATPase activator activity
Source: RefSeq, a predicted model, not a curated record